This is a messenger RNA of Cyprinodon variegatus (sheepshead minnow), 2630 nucleotides long. RefSeq names its product Coenzyme A synthase (gene coasy). NCBI's taxonomy places the organism in Eukaryota, Metazoa, Chordata, Actinopteri, Cyprinodontiformes, Cyprinodontidae. The record is from RefSeq and is a predicted model, not a curated record. The transcript has 10 exons. Gene Ontology annotation, biological process: coenzyme A biosynthetic process. Gene Ontology annotation, molecular function: ATP binding; dephospho-CoA kinase activity. Bases 309 to 1988 code for a protein of 559 amino acids.
AGACUCCGCCCUCUCCGUGUUACGCUGCGUCGAAAAUGAUGCGAACCCUGUUAGUUCAGCCACAAGGUGCCUCCUAACUGCUUGGUGUUUUAAGGGAGUGUGAAGCGGAUUAAACUGUCUCCGAAUAAAUGUUUUAAUUAAACAGGCAUCCCGCUAAAUAUGUGUACAGUUGUGCAUCUGAACUUGACGUUUAAACCGCCCUUCACGUCGCGUUAGCUUUCCACAUCAGGGUCAGCCCACCUCUCCACCUGUGACUCUUCCUUACAUACUGGGACUAUUGUGAAUCUCUGUGAUUCAUCAACACAACCAUGUCCAUGUUCAGCACAGGCAUCCUCGUGCUGACAUCUCCUCUCCAGACGCUCCCUCUGCGUAUAGCUCCAGUGCUGAGCUCUGCUGCUCAGCUCGUAGACCGCACGCUGUAUGUCCACCUCCACCCUGGGCUUAACCUGAGCAGUGGGAGCCAACCCCGACCCGUUUUCAUUUCACCUGUGGUAGACCUGUCCACAAUCAUCACUCGCCUUUAUAACAACGCAGCAGACAUAUGCAGCCACCUGGAUGUUCGGGUUCUUCUCACUAACAUUCGCGCUCAGCCGCCUGCCUGCAGCGAGGCCACAAGUCCAAAUUGUCCCUUCCCAACACCACAGCCUCUGUUUCACUCCCCGGAGGUGGUGCUGACAGACUUUACGCCGCAGGACCCACAUCAGUCCCAUCAGGUUAAGCAGUGUCUGGAGAAGUACACCGGUCACUGUUAUGUCUGUAGACCUGGUCUAUCAUCAGUGCUUCUUCACCCGCAACCAGGGAAGCUGCAGGAAAACGAGGACGUGCAAAGAGAGGAGAAAGGACAGAAGGCUGAACCCAUUGAAACCUAUAGUGAUGUCGUCGUUGGAGGCACGUUUGACCGCCUGCAUGGAGCGCACAAAACACUGCUCAGCAUCUCCUGUCUACUGGCCAAUAGAAGGUUUGUCAUUGGCGUGUGCGACCAAGCAAUGCUUAAAAAAAAAGUUUUAAAGGAGCUGAUUGAACCGUACUCUGUGCGCGUGCAAAGACUCCAGGAGUUUCUACAAGACACCAAACCCUCUCUGCAGGUGGAGAUAGUGCCACUUGAAGACCCCUUCGGAGUGUCCAUAGUGGACCCCCUGUUGAAAUGCAUUGUAGUCAGCGAGGAAACCAGAAAGGGGGGCGAGGCUGUCAACAAGAAGCGCAUGGAAAAAGGCCUGCCGCUUCUUGUCCUUCAUGAGAUCCAGCUGCUUAAGGAUGCUCACCACAAUGAGAUUGAGGAGGAGAAGAUCAGCUCCUCCAGUCUCCGCUCCCGUCUACUCGGCACCCUCCUUAACCCACCUAAAGAUUCGUCUCAUCUGCCCCCUACUCCGUAUGUGAUUGGCCUAACAGGAGGCAGCGGCAGUGGAAAGAGCUCCAUCGCUCAAAAGCUGGAGGGUCUUGGCGCAGUUCGGAUCGACUGUGAUAAACUGGGUCAUGAAGUGUACCAGCCCGGUACAGAAGCCUAUCGCAAAGUGCUAAGAGAAUUUGGAUCAGAAAUUCUCAAUGAGGAUAAAACCAUCAACCGUCGUGCAUUAGGAGCAAAAGUGUUUGGGAACAAGGAGCGGUUAAAAUGUCUAACAGACAUUGUGUGGCCUGAGAUUGCUCUGCUGGUCAAGCAAAGAAUAAACCAAGCCAGGGAAGAAGGUAAGGAGGUCUGUGUGGUGGAUGCAGCUGUUCUGCUCGAGGCUGGCUGGACAGACAUGGUCCACGAGGUUUGGGUCACCGUCAUUCCUGAGGAUGAGGCUGUGUUAAGAAUAACCGAACGAGACGGUAUCAGCACAGAGGACGCCCUGCACCGGCUGCAGAGCCAGUGGUCAAGCAGCAAACAAGUCAAACAUGCCAACGUAGUGCUGAGCACUCUAUGGGAGCCAGAGGUCACCAGGAAACAGGUGCUCAAAGCAUGGAAUCUUCUUCAGAGGAGAAUCCAGCAGAAGAAAGAGGGACGAUAGAAAUCCUGUCUGGAUUAUAUCCGCUUUGAAUUGUGAAGAGGAAAGAAGAGUUUGUGAUAAAUCAACCGGAGGAAGAAUGCCUUAAAGCAGCAGGACAAUCAGCGUGCGGCCGCAGCAAACCACGCUUCCUCGCUUCUUUCAAAGAACUCAGUGCCUGUUCCUCUUUUCAGGAGGUUUUCAAGAAUGUAGUUCUAUGUCCAGUAUGCUUAAAUUUGGAUCUAAAAAGGUGAACUUGUACACAAAAAAUAGAUUUUAAUUUAAUUUGAAUUGUAACCAUUGAGUUUUAGGUAAUUUUUCAUUUAAGGAUUUUGUUUUUUUAAGAUUUCUUUAAAAUGAUUGAAUAAUGGGACGAAUUUUUACAUCGUUUAAUUUCUUGCCUGAAUAAAUACUGUAAAUUACUUGUGUUUUACUAUGGUCAGUAAAAUGUGGACACUGAUUUUUAAAGAGUCUUAUUUGACAAAUUAGUAUUAGUUGUUCAACCUAAUUGUGUAUUUAGUCUUUUUCUUUUUUUCCUUCCCCCAGAGACCAUCACACAGAUCCAGUCAGUUAAUCUGUAUUUCAGUGUCCAGCUUUCAAAUAUUUUUGAUCAAAAUGAUAAAUUGUACAUGUUUAAAAUGACCUUGAACAAUAAAUUGAGGUUUA